AUUUCAUUGAUGCAAGAUCCUUCUUUUCUUCUUUCAUCAUUAAUCUUAUGACAUCUAAUUUGGUUGUUUCGGUUACAUAGUACUAUACACACACAUAUGUCUAUAUAUAUGUUUUAUAAAGUUUGGUUAUAAAAAAUUGCAUUGUAGGGUUAUAUAUUAUGGACAAGCUAAGCCAAUAUGAACGUCUGUUCAACCAAUUUGAUGAGAAUGGAGAUGGCAAGAUAUCGGCGUCGGAGCUCUGGCAAUGUGUGGAGGCCAUGGGCGGGGAGUUGUCGGAGAAGGACGCGGAGGCGGCAGUGGCAUUGAUGGACUCGGACGGCGAUGGGCUGGUGGGGUUUGAUGAUUUUCUGAGGUUUGUGGAGGGAGGGAAAGAGGAAGAGAAAGAGGAUGGCUUGAAGGAGGCUUUUAAGAUGUAUGAGAUGGAUGGGAGUGGUUGCAUCACACCGAGGAGUCUUAAAAGGAUGCUUAGUAGGUUAGGUGAAUCUAGGAGCAUAGAUGAGUGUAAAGUUAUGAUAGCUAGAUUUGAUCUUGAUGGAGAUGGGGUGCUUACUUUCGAUGAAUUUAAGGUCAUGAUGUUGUAAUGUGUGUCUAAUUUGUUUCCCCCCCUAUUCUUUAAUUUACUAGUGAUUGAUUAUUUUUUAUUAAUUAA
Molecule: messenger RNA, 649 nt
Organism: Glycine soja
Lineage: Eukaryota; Viridiplantae; Streptophyta; Magnoliopsida; Fabales; Fabaceae
Product: probable calcium-binding protein CML31
Exons: 1
Coding region: 159-581 (140 amino acids)
Molecular function (GO): calcium ion binding
Source: RefSeq, a predicted model, not a curated record